This is a messenger RNA of Conger conger (European conger), 1688 nucleotides long. RefSeq names its product potassium voltage-gated channel subfamily A member 2. Bases 1 to 1488 code for a protein of 495 amino acids. The transcript has a single exon. Gene Ontology annotation, molecular function: protein binding; delayed rectifier potassium channel activity. Gene Ontology annotation, cellular component: juxtaparanode region of axon; axon terminus; membrane. Gene Ontology annotation, biological process: potassium ion transmembrane transport; protein homooligomerization. The record is from RefSeq and is a predicted model, not a curated record. Lineage: Eukaryota; Metazoa; Chordata; Actinopteri; Anguilliformes; Congridae.
AUGACGGUGGCCACGGGGGACCCGGCUGACGAGGCGGCGGCGCACCCGGGCCAACCCCUGGACACCUACGACCCCGAGGCCGACCACGAGUGCUGCGAGAGGGUGGUCAUCAACAUCUCCGGCCUGCGCUUCGAGACGCAGCUCAAGACCCUCUCGCAGUUCCCAGAGACUUUGCUCGGGGACCCCAAGAAGAGGAUGCGCUACUUCGACCCGCUGAGGAACGAGUACUUCUUCGACAGGAACCGGCCCAGCUUCGACGCCAUCCUCUACUACUACCAGUCCGGCGGGAGGUUGCGUCGGCCGGUCAACGUGACCUUGGACAUUUUCUCGGAGGAGAUACGGUUCUACGAGCUGGGCGAAGAGGCCAUCGAAAUAUUUCGGGAGGACGAGGGCUUCAUCAAGGAGGAGGAGAGGCCGUUGCCCGAGAAUGAGUUUCAGCGGCAGGUAUGGCUGCUCUUCGAGUACCCAGAGAGCUCCGGCCCGGCCAGGAUUAUCGCCAUCAUCUCCGUGAUGGUCAUCCUCAUCUCCAUCGUCAGCUUCUGCCUGGAGACCCUGCCCGUUUUCCGCAACGACGAGGACGAGAUGCACAAGGUCUACCAGCCCCUCUCCAACACCACCUACAGCUACCAGUCCACGUACUUCACCGACCCCUUCUUCAUCCUGGAGACGCUCUGCAUCAUCUGGUUCUCCUUCGAGUUCCUGGUGCGCUUCUUCGCCUGCCCCAGCAAGGCGAGCUUCUUCGUCAACCUCAUGAACAUCAUUGACAUUGUGGCCAUCAUCCCGUACUUCAUCACCCUGGGCACGGAGCUGGCAGAGAAGGCUGAGGAUGGCCAGGCGGGCCAGCAGGCCAUGUCCCUGGCCAUCCUGAGGGUCAUCCGCCUGGUGCGCGUCUUCCGGAUCUUCAAGCUCUCCCGGCACUCCAAGGGGCUCCAGAUCCUGGGCCAGACGCUGAAGGCCAGCAUGCGGGAACUCGGGCUGCUUAUAUUCUUCCUCUUCAUCGGAGUCAUCCUCUUCUCCAGUGCCGUCUACUUCGCCGAGGCGGACGAGGCCGAGUCGCAGUUCUUCAGCAUCCCCGACGCCUUCUGGUGGGCGGUGGUCUCGAUGACCACAGUCGGCUACGGGGACAUGGUGCCCACCACCAUCGGGGGCAAGAUCGUGGGCUCCCUCUGUGCCAUCGCCGGCGUGCUGACCAUCGCCCUACCGGUGCCCGUCAUCGUGUCCAACUUCAACUACUUCUACCACCGCGAGACGGAGGGCGAGGAACAGGCCCAGUACCUCCAGGUCACCAGCGUCCCCAAGAUAGACUCCACUGAAGAUCUCAAGAAGAGCAGGAGUGGGUCCAGUUUGAGCAAGUCUGACUACAUGGAGAUCCAGGAGGCGGUGAACAACAGCAACGAGGACUUCCGGGAGGAGAAUCUCAAGACGGCCAACUGCACCCUGGCCAACACCAACUAUGUCAACAUCACCAAGAUGCUCACGGAUGUAUAACCACUUUGGGAUGACAACCUGCAUCAUGGGUGGGGAACUGGGAAGGGGAGGAAAAAAGGGGUUAGCUUCCCCUCAUUUUAGGAUGGCUCGACCCUCGCCCACCUAGGCAACGGAUACACGAGAAGGAGAUCCGUAAACAAGGAGAAGAAAAUUAGCAGAGAGGGACCCUGCGCACCUACUCCAGACCCUCCCCACCCUCU